This is a messenger RNA of Neoarius graeffei (lesser salmon catfish), 4204 nucleotides long. RefSeq names its product DEAD (Asp-Glu-Ala-Asp) box polypeptide 28 (gene ddx28). Gene Ontology annotation, biological process: mitochondrial large ribosomal subunit assembly. The transcript has a single exon. Gene Ontology annotation, cellular component: mitochondrion. Gene Ontology annotation, molecular function: nucleic acid binding; ATP binding; RNA helicase activity. The record is from RefSeq and is a predicted model, not a curated record. The coding region runs from base 139 to 1839 and encodes 566 amino acids. Lineage: Eukaryota; Metazoa; Chordata; Actinopteri; Siluriformes; Ariidae.
ACUUGAGUGGAAAGGUUCAGUUUAUGAGACAGCGGUCGGUUGAGAAAACAUUAAGGUUAAAAUUAACUGAAAAGCAGCUAAUAAAUGUUAUGUUUAGCAUCAUUAGCUAGCCGAGGCUAAUGUAAACGACGUGUGAAAAUGGAGGGGGUGAAGGUUGGGUGCUUUGGCUUGCUCGCUUCCAGGCAGCGAUUAAACCAGACUCAUCUGAUUUCCGGUUAUUUCCGUGGUGCAGUUUGUGUGCAGGAUUUGUUUUAUCGUGUUGUUGGACGCAAAACAUCGACAGCGACGUCAGAACCGGUGAUAAUCCGCGUCCCGAAGCGCAUGCAGGAGCGUGUAGACAGUGUGAAGCAGGUGAAAAGCAAACGCCUUGAUCAAGUGGCCACAGUCAAAGCUGGUAGACUGCUGAUAAAAAGUAAGAACCCACUGCUGAAUCAGUCUGUCAGUUAUACUCUGGGUAAGUUUGAAGAACCAGUCCUUACGUCAAAGGGAUGGAAGAAUAACAAAUCAUUUGGGGACUAUUUUACCAUCAACAGCACCCAGAGUGCUCCGCCGUUCCUCCCAGAGUCGAAGGAGGAGAGAAAACAGGAUGGACACGGUCAGAGACGAACUUUCAGUCACCUCCGUCUUUCCUCAGAGCUGGUCGAGACGCUGCAGAGUCACAACAUCACUCAUCCAACGAUUGUCCAGUUACAGACCAUUCCCAAACUGCUCCGGGGUCACAACGUCCUCUGUGCUGCUGAGACGGGCAGCGGAAAAACGCUCGCCUACCUCCUGCCUAUUAUCCACAAACUGCAUGAAGAGAUGCCCCUGAUGGAGUUGGGGUCAGAACAGAAGACACAAGCGGUGGUUCUUGUGCCAGCGAGAGAGCUGGCUGAGCAGGUGACAUCAGUUGCAAGGACUGUGAGCCGACCCUUUGGGUUAAAGGUUAAAGUUGUAGGUGGUGGAAAAGGAGUCGGGAGCAUCAAGGCAGCUUUCAGCUCUGGUCAGCCUCACGUCCUGGUUGCGACGCCUGGCGCGUUGCUGAAGGCACUGUGGAGACGCUUUGUGGAUCUGAGCGAACUGCGUUUUAUUGUAAUAGAUGAAGCUGAUACGAUGUUUGACUCCAGCUUUGUAGAAAUGCUCGAGAAGAUCCUGCGGCAAACCCAGGUUGCUGCACGUCUCUCCGAGAUAACCGGACCGACCCGAAAAGCACAGCUGGUGAUAGUCGGCGCCACUUUCCCCGGAGGGGUCGGCGAGCUCCUGGAUAAAGUGACUGACCUGGGCAGCUUGGUGACUGUUAAAAGCCAGAUGUUGCAUUACCUGAUGCCGCACGUCAAGCAGACCUUCAUAAAAGUGAGAGGCUCUGAGAAGGUUCUGGAGCUUCAUCAAGCCUUGAAGGAGGCCGAGUCUGAUCGGAAAGGCGUUUUGGUGUUCUGCAAUUCGGCUGCCACCGUCAACUGGCUCGGUUACACACUGGAAGAGAUGGGCCUGCGUCAUGCACGGCUUCAGGGAGAAAUGCCCGCCUCGAUGAGGGAAGGAAUCUUUCAGAGCUUCCAGAAAGGCCACGUUGAUGUGUUGCUUUGUACCGAUAUCGCUUCUCGAGGACUUGACACGCAAAGAGUGGGGUUAGUGGUUAAUUAUGACUUCCCAGAAUCUCAUACAGACUACAUCCACCGAGCAGGUCGUGUAGGGAGGGCAGGGGCCUCAGGUGGAGGACACGUCCUGAGUUUUGUUACCCAUCCAUGGGAUGUGGAGCUGGUGCAGAGCAUCGAGACGGCAGCCAGGAGGAGAAUGUGUUUACCAGGAAUGGAGACAGAGAUCCAGAAACCAAUUAAAACAUUAUCACAGGAGAGCAAAUGAUCUCAAACAAAGUCAUUCUCGCUGCUUGUGUGGGUUUUAAAAAAAAAUGUAAUUCAGAAUGCUCGUAAAAUUAUUCCAUGAAAUCAAGUCGUACGUGAGCUGAUAGCCAACGAGGCACGUAGCACUGAGUUGGCUAUAAGCCGUGUAUGAUGAGAUUGAGCGGAAUAACUUUUUUUUUUUUUUUUCCUAUCCAUAUUCACUGGAUUUUUGAGAAACAGCAUUUUUAUUUUUUUGCAAAUUCGAUAAACAAAAACUUUAUACAAAGCGUCCAACAAAAUCAUUUCCGCUUAGACGGACUUCUUAAAAACACAAAUUGACUGUGUGUGUGUGUUUUUUUUGUUUUGUUUUUUUUUUGUAGAAGGUGCUGUCGUGCCGAGGUAUACAAUAGCUUUAGACAUUUAUUUAAUUCUUCCUUGGACAUUUCAGUUCUGUAACUUUCAAAGUGGGUGGCACGGUAGUGUAGUGGUUAGCGCUGUCGCCUCGCAGCAAGAAGGUCCUGGGUUCGAGCCCCGGGGCCGGUGAGGGCCUUUCUGUGCGGAGUUUGCAUGUUCUCCCCGUGUCCGCGUUGGUUUCCUCCGGGUGCUCCGGUUUCCCCCACAGUCCAAAGACAUGCAGGUUAGGUUAACUGGUGACUCUAAAUUGACAGUAGGUGUGAAUGUGAGUGUGAAUGGUUGUCUGUGUCUAUGUGUCAGCCCUGUGAUGACCUGGCGACUUGUCCAGGGUGUACCCCGCCUUUCGCCCGUAGUCAGCUGGGAUAGGCUCCAGCUUGCCUGCGACCCUGUAGAAGGAUAAAGCGGCUACAGAUAAUGAGAUGAGAUGAACUUUCAAAGUUCUUUGAGCUUUUGAACCAGUCUAAAAAAGUCAACAAAUUUUAGUGCAUAAUGAAGAAUGUAAACAAACCGGCAAAAUGUGAAAUUUGUGAAAAAUGCUCUAAUAAUUCUUGAAAAAUAAAGAUACGUUCUUGCCAUCAAAUACUUUCUUUCCAUACUUUGUUGCUUUUUUUUUUUGUAUUUUUUGUGGUUUUAUUUUCGAGUCGAGUUUUUAUUUCGUCCUUGGUUGGUUCAGCAACACGCUCUGCCAUUUUGUUUUUCUUUACUCACAGUAUAUGACAGACCCUCCAGGAUUUCGUGUUGUUGCGAUUUGCAACUUCAACGCAAAUUCAACCAAUCCCCGUGAAUUCAGGGCGGUGCUGCAAAUAUAUCCAAUCACCGCAAAUUUGACCAAUCGUUGGCGUCGUCUUGAGGUGACGUCGACAAACAACCUUCCGCCUUACUUCCGUGUAUACGUUCAAGAGAAGCAGCAUGUGUGCAGUGUUGCCAGAUUGGGUGGUUUCCCGCCCAAUUGGGGGGUUUCAAGUGCAUUUUGGCGGGUUUUGAACAUAUUUUGGACUGGAAAACGUCAGCAGUAUCUGGCAACACUGCAUGUGUGAGUCAGUGUUUAUACUGUAUAGGCUUAAAUUCUGUUACUGAAAGUGUGUUAUGUUUACAGUGAAGGACUGUGUGCACUUUAUUUUUUUUACUUAAUACAAGAAAUUAAUGGAUGCCAACAUUUUUGCCAAAAUGGUAUUUUAUUUUCCAUUGUUUAGGCAGCUUCAGCAUCAUACUGUGAGAUUCUGUUCAAAUUGUUUUUUUCUUCUAUGAAGCCUGAGCCAUUUAUUUUAUUAGUUUAUAAUUAUUGUUUAAUUUAGUCUUCAGGAGAGACUGCCUGCACACAGUACUAGUAUUAAUAGUUUUUUUUUUUCUUACAUGAAAGCUGAGGCAUUUAUAUUAUAUUUUAAGGUAACUUCAUGUUGUGCUGUGAGGUUCUGUGCACUUUAACUUUUGAACCAACAGGUGCAUUUGGAUAAGUAAAGCCUAUUUUUCUGCAUUUUUGUAGUCCUGGUAAUCUUUUAGAUUGGUAAAGAUGUUUAUAGGACCAUUUCUCAGUGUCUUUGUUUUUUUAAUCAAUAGUUUUUCAGUAAUAACUUAAUGUUUAACAUAUCACUCAAUUUUAAUCACAAAAAGAGAAAAUCGCAACAAUUUCUCGCAACUUUCACUUCCUCCCGCAAUGUAAUCGCAACAAAAACCUAAAAAACACCGCAACUUUCAUCGCAAUGUUUUGGAAACCUCCGCAACAUCAGACAUUUUAGCCCGCAACAAUCACAAAAAAGGCCCGCGAAAUCCUGGGGGGACUGAUAUGAGCUGAUAUCCUAGUAGUAGAGUAGCCAAUCAGAGUGCAUGAUUGCUCAUUUCCAGUGACUGUGGAUGGAAUAAUCUUGUAUAUUAUUCUUUAGUUGAGUGCAAAAGUUUGCACCCCUAUAAUUGUUGGGUUAAGUGAAAACUGUACUUCCUGUUUUACAUUAAAUAAACAAAUGUUUAUUCCAAGA